CCACCCUUACCCUGCGAAACGAACGUCGUCAGCAACGUCGAACCGCGCGCGCUCGUUUCUGUCUCUCUCUCACUCUCCUUCUCCCUCUUUCUCUCUCUCUUUCUCCCUCGCUCAUUCUUUCUCCUCGAGUAGACCCGGGGACACGAGGAGUUCGAUCGUGCGGAAGGAACGUCGCUCGCGCCUCUCCGCGUCCGCGCUUCGCACCUGGAGAUUCUCUCAUUUCAACCCCCGACGAGCGACCGCGUUUGGUGGACGCGCGCGAGUUAUACAUGUCGUGAUGCCGCGGGGUGAGCGACGCGCGCCGCCGAGAGGACUCGCGGCCGAGGGUGCUUCGAUCUCGUCCUGACGAUACCAGCCCUCGUGCGUCACCCUGUCAGUGGACACUAGUGAGGUGCGUUCGGUAGAAUAAUGUUGGUGUGAGUGGGCAAGACCUCCCCCGCCUCCCUCCCGACACGCUGGUACUAUCCGGGUUCGUCGGAUGGAUCGGGGAUACGUCUUUAGAGAUUGUGCCGGCUCUGUCCGCUCGUGAUCUCGACGGCAAAACGAAGACGAGCGAGCGACGCGUUGACGCGAGACCCGUACUCUCUCUGCAUCCCUCCUGUAUGCGAAGUGUGUGCGACGUGUAACACGUGUGACAGUUACCCGUGGGAUACCACCGCGGAUUAUACGUUUCUUCGACCGCAAAGGGGUGGUUGGAGGCGCCGUGUGCGGGAUUACACAUACGUAUACACACGUACACGCACACACACACGCACACGCACACACACAUAUAUAUACACAUAAACACAUACACAUAUCUCAGUGGUUCUCCUUGGUGCGCGUUACGGCGGAUUCAUCCCUAAAGGAUAUGUCGCUAUAGUAGUGCUCGCACGGAUCGCAGCUACGAUGGCCGGAUACUCCAGUGCGCUCAAUACGGAUUUCGCUCCGGAAUCAGCGCGGAGGAUGCAACGAUCUGCGAUCGAUGCUAUCGAGGAUGCCAGGGAAUCCUCCGGAUGCGCGAUAACGAGGUCUAACGAUCGAUCUCGCCGGUGGACGGAGGUAGGAAAGUCAGAAGUGCGGAAAUCGCGAGGAGAGAAGACGGAACACGCGGGCAUCGGAUGGAGAGAGGAAAACAGGAACGGGAGCAGAAAGGUCGGGCGAAGAACAGUACCGUUAAUAAUUUGCCUCUCGCUGCUGAUGACAAUGGAGGCGAAGACAUUGGCAGCUACGAACGUGACAAACGCGUCGUCCGUGGUAGUGUCGACGCUGAAGCCGUUUACAACGACGGAAGUAGUUUAUCAGCGAUUCGCUAUCGAGCCGAUGGAUCAAACCGCGGUGAUUGGCAGCCGGGUGACGCUUCCAUGCCGAGUUCUCGAUCAGAAGGGGCCCAUUCAAUGGACCAAGGACGACUUUGGCCUGGGAGCAGUUAGGAAUCUCACCGGAUACGAGCGAUACGCCAUGAUCGGCAGCGACGAAGAAGGCGAUUUUUCGCUGCACAUAUAUCCGGUGGAACUCGAGGACGACGGCACGUAUCAAUGUCAGGCUUCGCCGACAAACGACGGACAGCCGGCUUUACGAUCGAGAUUUGCCAAGCUGAGCGUGCUGGUGCCACCGCAAAAGCCGAAGAUCCUGCAGGGCGACUUCCUCGUCACCACCGAAGAUCGGGAGCUGGUGAUCGAAUGUAUAAGCAGCGCCGGAAAACCGCCAGCGGAGAUCACGUGGAUCGAUGGACUGGGCAACGUGCUACACCGUGGCAUCAAAACCACGAAGGAGGCGUACGAUAACGGUCCGCUGACUACUGUAAAGUCCGUCCUGAGAGUGAUGCCGCGGAAGGAUCACGACAACACGACUUUCACGUGCCAAAGUCAAAAUAUGGCGGAUCGUUCGCCGCAAAGCGCCAAACUUCGCGUCGAGGUACGUUACGCACCGAAGGUGUCCCUCUCGAAGAUCGAUCGCAUCGUCGAAGGUUCCGAGCUUAGGUUCAAAUGUAGCGCCGAGGCCAACCCACCCGACGUAGAAUAUAGGUGGUUUAUCAACAAGAAAAAGGUGAUCGGGGACUACACCACGGAGAUGAUUAUUCACAACGCCACCCGCGAGCUGCACGACGCGACUGUAAAGUGCGAAGUUUCGAACGAAGUCGGCAAAAGCGAGGAGAGCCAAACCCUGGAUAUAAGAUACGGCCCGCAGUUUCGACAUCCGCCGCUCUCCGUGGAAACGCAUUACGGCGCGACAGAGAUCCUGCAGUGCGACGUAGACGGGAAUCCGACGCCGGAGAUUCUGUGGUACCACGAGGAUUCAGAGCGAACGGUCGCCACCAGCCCGAACAUAAGCGUCUUUGUGAGCCCCGACACCGCCGGCCGUUACUACUGCAAGGCCCGUGUGCCCGGCUUUCCAGAAUUAACCGGCCAUGCCAACAUCUACAUUCGCGCGCCGCCGAGCAUAGUGUCGCAAAGGAUCCAGUACGUACCUGACGAAGGAGUGGUCAAGGUUAAGUGCACCGCGAUAUCCGUGCCAAAAGCGGAAUCGGUGGUGUGGAGCUUCGCCGGUCGCGAGCUCAAUUUCACGUCGAACAAUACGCCGUUCUACGUGCAAGAGGAAUACGCGGCCGAGAGGGUAGUCAGCACUGUCACCCUACUGGAUCCCAUAUCGACGUACUUCGGGGAUUACAAUUGCACGGUUACGAACAGCUUCGGCACGGAUUCCGUCAUCAUCAAACUGACAGCACACACGUUGAUUCCAGUCGAUUGGCAACUGAUCUUGAUCAUCGCCGGACUGGUUGUCUGUGUGAUCCUGAUUGGCAUAAUAGUCAUACUCAUUCUACAAUGUCGCGAUCGUAUUAAGCAGCCACGGCCACGAACGGCGCAGACUCAAGAGACCGAUAUGCAGGAGACCGAUUCUAACGCCGAUCGAUACAGAGAAAGCGAUAGAAGCAGCAACCUCUCGGAUGUCAAAGCGGACAUCCGAGCGGGUUCCAGUGUCAGCAACGCGGAAAGUGUCACGGCCCUUGACAGUGAAGGCGAAGGAAGUACCAGAGGAGUAAACGCCUUGGCGCUUGCUGGACCAGUGCCGAAUCCAUUAUCCGGUUAUCGUUACAGCGCCGAUUAUACUGAGCCUUCCUUCCCGCCGAAGAAUAACGAUGGUAGUAACAACAACGGUUACGUGCCAUACGUUGACUACACUCGCGAUUACAUGCCACCAACGACGCAGAGCAUGGGCGCGUCGCGAGAGUCCUUGAGCAGGAUAUCCUCUAGCGGUAUCCUGUCAUCGAAAAAAAUCGGACUCAGCUCGGCCAACCUGGGCAGCUCGACUCCGCAGACAACGCCGAUCGAUCCGCGAUUUUCCGCGACGUAUGGCAAUCCUUAUCUCAGAAUGUCAGCGGCCGAGCAGCUCCGACACGCGCCGCACACAGCCGUGCCGGGAGUCACGCCGGCACCGCCGCCGUACACGCAGGCAAUGAGAAUGAAUAGCUUGAAUACCUUGAACGGCGCUGGCCCGCAGGCCCCGCUGUCAGCGCAUUACAUCACCGGCGGCCCAAACGGGGCCAUGGCGACGGUGAAGCGCACAUCCGCGGUGGGCACGUUAGCGACGCACGUAUGAGGCCAGGGGA
This is a messenger RNA of Wasmannia auropunctata (little fire ant), 3586 nucleotides long. RefSeq names its product irregular chiasm C-roughest protein-like. NCBI's taxonomy places the organism in Eukaryota, Metazoa, Arthropoda, Insecta, Hymenoptera, Formicidae. The record is from RefSeq and is a predicted model, not a curated record. Gene Ontology annotation, cellular component: cell-cell junction. Gene Ontology annotation, molecular function: cell adhesion molecule binding. Gene Ontology annotation, biological process: cell-cell adhesion. The transcript has 14 exons. The coding region runs from base 886 to 3576 and encodes 896 amino acids.